Molecule: messenger RNA, 1622 nt
Organism: Papilio xuthus (Asian swallowtail)
Lineage: Eukaryota; Metazoa; Arthropoda; Insecta; Lepidoptera; Papilionidae
Product: ubiquitin-conjugating enzyme E2 J1
Exons: 1
Coding region: 343-1098 (251 amino acids)
Source: RefSeq, a predicted model, not a curated record
ACCACUAAAUCUUAUACAAUUCAUAGAGAAGGAAUAAAAUUAACUGUCAGUAACAUAAAUAGCCUCUUUCAAGUCUGAACGAAGCCCGCACUGACCUGUCCGUAGCAGUGCAGAUCAGUGGAUUGGUACAUAAUCAUAAUAUUUCGUCAUCAUACUCUUUGGACAACAUAACAGAAAUAUAAUAAAAUAUUACUUUUCAUUUUAAAUAAAAGGUAAAUUUACAUAUCGCCCAUUUACCGAGAUAAUCUUAAGCGUAUAAAACCCUUAUUAGAUUCUCUUGGGAGUGAAACUGGAAACAUCAUUGGAAUUGUAAGUAUAAAGUGGCAAAAUCAGUAUAAGAAUAUGGCAGAAAUUAGCGAAAAAUACAACACCAAAUGCCCUGGUGUAAAACGUCUGAUGCGGGAGGCCAUAGAGUUAGCGGAAGCUACAGAAGAAUACUGCGCGAGACCAUUAGAAGAUAAUUUAUUUGAGUGGCACUUUACAAUACAAGGACCGAAAGGCACAGAUUUUGAAGAUGGGAUCUACCAUGGUAGGAUACUGUUGCCGAAGGAGUAUCCUAUGCAUCCACCGCAUAUCAUACUAUUAACACCGAAUGGGAGGUUCGAAGUUAACAAAAAGAUUUGUUUGUCCAUAUCUGGACAUCAUCCAGAGACAUGGCAACCUUCAUGGUCUAUAAGAACAGCUCUUCUUGCCCUGAUUGCCUUUAUGCCAACGCCUGCGGAAGGUACUAUUGGUUCGAUCGACUACAGCCCAGCAGAACGCAAAGUUUUGGCAAAGAAAUCCAGAACUUGGUCUUGUUCGGAAUGUGGAGAAAUAAUAAAUUUAUUAUCUUCAACUGCAGCUAAGCCGAUAACUGAAGAAGAACAAUCUGUUUUGAAUCAAAUUGCAUUUAAAGGUGAGGAUGAACAAGCCUCAAAGCCACCAGUGGAAGAGCCAGCACCAGAAAUUGAGACUCAAGUAAUUGAAUCGUCUGACAACACUACUACUUUCUUAGAUCAACUGACUGAGAUACUUGUAGCACUCCUUGUUGGUGCAAUAGGUAUAUUCAUAUAUAGACGCUGGAAUACACAUCAAACCACAACUGGUGAUGAUAUGUAAAUCACUUGAUGAGAUUUCUAAAGUAUUUUAAGAUAAUGUAUGUUAGACAUGAUAUUUUACUAUUAGUAAUUACAUACCCAUGUUUUUAAACUAACAAAAAAAUAAUCAUUUUCAAUCAUUCAUAAGCUUCCCAACAUACUUUAGUGUAACAUCAAAAUUAAGUCCUUGUAAGUAACUUUAGUUUCAAGGACUAUUUUUAUUAAGUCAAUAUUUAACAUUGAGCACAUGCAUUUUAAACUUUAGUCAUAACAAGUAUUUAUUUUUCACUUAAAAUCACAUUAUGAAUGCCAUUGAAAUGGUGAUAGUAUAAAUUGACAUACAAACUUUAUUAAUCUUUUUAAAACUGGUGUUAUAAAAAAUUUAAUGUACUCUUGCCAGUGUCCCAGAGUAGGGUACUCAGAGAUGUAUUUUUAUCGUAAUCAUAAAAUGUUUCAGCAUUUUUCAAGUAGUUAUGUAGUUCAUUUGUAUUGUAAAAUAUUUUGUUUAAUAAAAAGUUGUAAUGUAUUUUAAAAUUUCUAUUUGUU